Rubroshorea leprosula is the source of this 4439-nucleotide messenger RNA. The record is from the annotation of a GenBank genome assembly. NCBI's taxonomy places the organism in Eukaryota, Viridiplantae, Streptophyta, Magnoliopsida, Malvales, Dipterocarpaceae.
AGGGGUUUUGUAUCUGUCAAUCAGAUUUAGUGACCAAUGUCAUUCCACUGCUGGUGCAAGGCAAUAUCCUGAGACAGAUCCCAUCCCUGAUUGUUCCAAAUUUGUAGGAAGGCAUAAUGAUGUCUUAGAAAUUGUCAACAAGCUGGAUAACAUGAGGAGUCAACAUAUCCUCUCGGGCAUUUCAAUGGUAGGCUUUGGGGGCAUAGGCAAGACAACAUUAGCGAAGUCAAUUUGCAGUAUGGUAAAAGAACAAAAGUUGUAUGACCUGGUGGCUUGGGUUUGUGUGGCUGAGGAAUUUGAUGAAAAAAGAAUAUUAGGAGAUAUGUUAGAAUACCUUGAUAGUUCUGUUGGUCGAAUGAAUAAUAUAGGUGCACUUAUUCAGGAGCUUGGGCAGAAGUUAGAAAAUAGAAAAUUUCUUCUAGUUCUUGAUGACGUGUGGAAUGAAGAUAGAGGCAAGUGGGAUAGUUUCAAUUCUCGUUUGUUAAAAAUUUUAAAAACCAGUGGAAACUCCAUUCUUGUGACUACUCGUAGUGAUAAGGUAGCAUCCAUAAUGGAGGCACUUCCAAUGCAAAAACAUGAUAUGGUAAAGCUAUCAGAUCAUGAAUGCUGGUUGAUAAUUGAGGACAUAGUUCUCAGAUCAUCAACAGAAACUUCAAUACCUUUGGAUUUAGAAGGUAUUGGACAAGAAAUUGCCAAAAAAUGUGGGGGGUUGCCAUUAGUUGCAAGUGUAAUUGGAGGAACAUUGAGUCGUGAAAUGAAGACAGAUAAGUGGCAAGAGAUCUUACAUGAUAAAGCAUGGAUUUUGCAAGAUGAAAAUAAGAAGAUUUUAUCUAUAUUGAAAAUCAGUUUUGAUCGUUUGCCUUCAUCGUUGAAAAAGUGCUUCUCUUAUUGUUCAAUUUUUCCAAAGGAUGCUGUCAUUUUCAUAGAUGAUUUAAUUCAACUUUGGGUGGCUCAGGGGUUUGUUCACAAAUCUAAUGAAAGCCUUGUGGAAAUGGAGGAUAUUGGUAAUGAGUAUUUCAAGGAGUUGUUAUCUAAUUCUUUUUUCCAAGAUAUUGAAUGGGAUUUGUAUGGGAAUAUUGAAUCUUGCAAAAUGCAUGAUCUAGUGCAUGAUCUUGCAUUGCUUGUUUCAAAAGGUAAGACCUUGGUUUGGGACACUAGUUGCAAUUUUGAUGUUCAGAGUUGUAGUACCAUUCGACAUUUGAGAGUCAAGUCCAAGGGAGAGGAUCUUCUAACCAUUCCAAGAAGUGUUGCUCAAAGGCUGCAUUCUUUGUUUUCAGAUGUUGAUGUUUUUUGUAGCAUGAAAUCAGAUCUCAAAAGCUUGCGAUCCUUGAAAUUAAAGGGAGAUCGGGAAAAGUUGCCAGAUUCUCUUGGCAAAUUGAAACAUUUGAGGUACUUUGACAUCUCAGAAGCUUUUGUCAGUACAGUACCAAAAUCCUUCUCCAAGCUUUAUAAUUUGCAGACUUCAAAUUUUCUUAACCGUGGUCUUGAAAAGCUUCCCAAUGGCAUGGCAAAUCUCAUCAGCUUGAGGCAUAUCUAUUCUAGUUGUCCAAGUGAUAUAUCGAUCCUGCAGUUAACUUCCCUUCGAACAUUAUCACACUUUGUUGUGGGCACAAAAAAGGGAUGCCGGAUUGAAGACCUUGGAUGCUUAAGCCAACUUGGAGGAGAACUAGAGAUUCGGAAGCUUGAACAUGUCAGAUCCAAAUUGGAAGCUUCUAAAGCAAACCUGAAAGAAAAGGCAAAAUUGCAUCAAUUGAAAUUAUGCUGGAGUAGUGGGAAUGAAAGAGCAGUCGACCACAACAACAAUGAAGAGGUUCUAGAAAGCCUUCAACCUCAUUCAAAUUUGAAAAGCCUCACUAUCCAUGGUUACAAAGGAAAGAUGUUCCCAUCUUGGAUGGGGAAUGAUGUCAAUAGUUCUGGUUCUUCAUUCCUUCUUGACAACAUGGUGGAGUUGCAGUUAACUAAUUGCAAUGAGUGCACGUGUAUUCCGAGUUUGGGACUAUUGCCUUUUCUCAAGGUCCUUUACAUUGGAGGAAUGGAAAAUGUUAGAAGAAUGGGCCACAAGCUUCAGCCUGGUGGAGCAGAAUCAAUCAAAUUGUUCCCAGCUUUGAAAACACUCACUGUAGAUUGCAUGCAAAGGCUAGAAGAAUGGGUUGAAGUUGUUGAGGAUGCAGCUGUAGGGAGCCAAGGUGUGAUCGUGUUUCCUUGCCUUGAGGAUGUGCAGAUUUCUGAUUGUCCUUUGUUGGAGACUUGGUUGAUGGGCGGAUUUUCAUUUCAUCAUAAGCUCUCUAAGCUGCGGAUAAAGCGGUGUCGGAAACUGAUGGCUAUCCCUAGUUUGGAUGGGCUCUCAACUCUUAAAAUUUUUGACCUCAUAGGCAAUUAUGGAUUAACAAGUCUACCAAUUGGGCUUGGAUCCUGCAUCUCUCUUCAGUUCUUGCGAAUUGAAAGCUGUAGAAAUCUGAUGGCUAUCCCUAGUUUAGAUGUGCUCUCAGAUGUGCUCUCAACUCUUACAAGGUUUGAGCUCAUCGACAAUAAUGGAUUAACAAGUCUACCAACUGGGCUUGGAUCCUGCAUCUCUCUUCAGUUCUUGCGAAUUGGAAGCUGCCAACAUCUGAUGGCUAUCCCUAGUUUAGAUGGGCUCUCAACUCUUACAAGGUUUGAGCUCAACGACAAUAAUGGACUAACAAGUCUUGGAUCCUGCAUCUGUCUUCGGUUCUUGCGAAAUGAAAGUUGCCGAAAUCUGAACUCCAUUCCAAGUAUGAAUGGGUUGACACCUCUUGAAUACCUCUGCCUUUCUCGUUGGCAUGGAUUAACGUGUCUUCCAAUUGGGCUGGACUCUUGCAUUUCACUUAAGAAGUUGAGAAUUGAAUAUUGCCCUAAUUUAAUUUCCAUUUCUGACGAUAUCAAGAAAUUGCGUUCUCUUAGUAUUAUUGUAAUAGCAGAUUGCGAAAAUCUAAGGAGCCUUCCAGAGGGGUGGCUAGAUAGCCUCACCAGCUUGAAGAAGUUAUGCCUUGGUCCUUUUUGGUCGGAGUUGGAGGAAUUCCCAGGGUUGACCUCCAUUCAUCAAUUCCACCCCUCGCUUGAAGUAUUGAUCUUGUACGGAUGGGAUAAACUAAAGUCUCUGCCACAUCAGCUUCGACAUCUGACUGCCCUCAAGGAAUUAAGGUUGAGGAAUUUCAAUGGCCUGGAAGCUUUGCCAGAGUGGUUGGGAGACUUCUCUUCUCUUCAUCGGCUGGAGAUUGGGAAUUGCUCUAAUUUGACUCAUCUGCCUUCUAUUGAAGCCAUGCGAGGCCUCUCCAACUUACAAUGUCUUCAAAUUUUGCAUUGUCCGAAAUUGGAGAAAAGAUGCGCCAAACAGAGGGGCCCCGAAUGGUCUAAGGUCUCCCACAUUCUCCAAAUCGGAGACAAGUACAUAUCUUCCAGUGGUAUGUAUAAAUUUAUGGUUCUAAAUAUUUAUGCGCAUCUGCUCAGGCCUCAGGGUUCCUCUAAAGCUAGGUUACCGUGCCAAAUGCCUGAUCUGUUGUGCAAACUGAACUGUUAUUUCUUCAGUGGCUCUCUCUUGUUAGAACCUACACCAGAGUUUCUCUAGGUUUGUCUUGUUACUUUGAAGUCAUAUGUGCCUUUAAUCAAUUUAUAAAUUUGAUCAGUUUAAUUUCAUAUUGAAUCAUAACUUUAAGCAAAGAAUUUAUUCCAUUUCAGGUUAGAGAUUAUGGUGUUUUUGCGACUUGCUACUUUGCAAACUGUUAAUGAUGAAAUCUGGAGUCUGGACUCCUUAUGACUUUGUGAACUUCAACAUUUUGAGAACAUGCUUUUCCCAUUGACAAGAGCACUGCGGCUUCACUAGCAUAAACCAUGGCUGCAGUCCUUUCAAUUUUUCUUGAAACGUACAGAUCCUGGUGCCAUAGAUUAUGUGUACACACAUUUUGCAGUAGUGAGGAAAGCAUUGAAUUUUACUUGGAAUUAACCAACAGAUCAACUCUUCCACCAAUUCUUAGGCUUUUGUGGUUUUAUGGUAGAUUAUCUCAUUCAAUUGCCAACAAACAUAUUUUAUACCUUGUUUGAAUAAAUUCUCUGUACAACUUUGAGUUUGAUGAUGUAAUAAUGGACAUGCAAUCAUCAACUGGAGUGAAGAGAAGAAAUUGACAAUGAGAUCCCUGUGCAAGUGAUUGCUCGUAAACCGGUCUCAAUAGCUUCAAUGUGGUUAUGAUAGAAUUAUAACUUUGUAUGUUUUCCCCUUUAAAAGGCAUUCCAAUAUUUUCAUCUUGCUUUGUCGAUGUAAUUGAUGGAAAUGAGUAAAAAGGCCAACCAUCAGCAUCUAGGAAUCAAUGAUAUUGAACAGAUUGAGAUGCUUUGUUUCAGGGAUUUAUCAAACAAUGGCUUAAUCAGUGAAGUGCAAAGCUUCUGUCUCAGCUAGUCUUAUUGAAGAAAAUGUAAGUGCCAAG